Molecule: messenger RNA, 1014 nt
Organism: Trichophyton benhamiae CBS 112371
Lineage: Eukaryota; Fungi; Ascomycota; Eurotiomycetes; Onygenales; Arthrodermataceae
Exons: 5
Coding region: 1-1014 (337 amino acids)
Biological process (GO): peptidyl-arginine methylation
Cellular component (GO): nucleus
Molecular function (GO): protein-arginine N-methyltransferase activity
Source: RefSeq, a predicted model, not a curated record
AUGCUGGCUUCUCUGCCUCCAGCGCCGAUAGAAUGGUUGGAAUGGACCAUGCUGAAGUUCGCUACUUCACGAGGAAUUCAUGAAGAGAUGCUUAAAGAUGAAGUGAGAACUCGCUCAUACCGCGAUGCUAUCUACAACAGCAAACAUCUUUUCAAGGACAAGGUGGUUUUGGACGUCGGUUGUGGCACUGGUAUCCUCAGCAUGUUUGCCGUUAAGGCUGGCGCAAAACAUGUUAUCGGUGUCGACAUGUCUUCCAUCAUUGGCAAGGCCCGUGAGAUCGUCGAGGCAAAUGGAAUGUCUGACAAGAUAACCCUUCUCCAGGGCAAGAUGGAGGAGGUAGAGCUUCCUUUCCCCAAGGUUGAUAUCAUUAUUUCCGAGUGGAUGGGUUAUUUCCUUCUCUACGAGUCCAUGUUGGACACGGUCCUUUACGCCAGGGACAAUUACCUCAAUCCCAAUGGCUUAAUCUUCCCCGACAAGGCCACCAUCUACCUUGGAGCCAUUGAGGAUGGCGACUACAAGGAGGAGAAGAUCGGAUUCUGGGACAACGUCUAUGGCUUCGACUAUUCUGCCAUGAAGGAUGUUGCUCUUACCGAGCCACUCGUCGAUACCGUUGAACUUAAAGCCCUGGUCAGCGACCCCUGUGCUAUAGUCACUCUCGACCUUUACACCGUCACCACUGCGGAUCUAUCCUUCAAGGUUCCUUUCACCCUUACUGCAAGACGCGACGAUUAUAUCCAUGCCCUGAUCGCCUGGUUUGAUAUUGACUUCACCGCCUGCCACAAGCCUGUUCACUUCUCAACUGGCCCACAUGCCAAGUAUACCCACUGGAAGCAGACAGUUUUUUACCUCCGCGAUGUACUCACCAUCCGCGCCCAGGAAUCAGUCACUGGGUUCCUGGAAAACAGGCCAAACCAGAAGAAUAAGCGUGAUCUCGACAUUACCAUAGGGUUUGAGUUUGAUGCCCAGGAUGAGACUCGUAACUCCCAGGGCCUCUGUCAGUACAGAAUGUGCUGA